This is a messenger RNA of Eimeria tenella, 468 nucleotides long. Its product is annotated as Proteasome subunit beta type, related. Gene Ontology annotation, cellular component: proteasome core complex. The transcript has a single exon. The coding region runs from base 1 to 468 and encodes 155 amino acids. The record is from RefSeq and is a predicted model, not a curated record. NCBI's taxonomy places the organism in Eukaryota, Apicomplexa, Conoidasida, Eucoccidiorida, Eimeriidae.
AUGGACACGCUGAUAGGGCUUUGCUGCCGCGAGUUUGCGGUGGUGGCAGCAGACAAGUACAGCAGCAGCUCCAUAGUCCGCAUGAAAAGCGACGAAGACAAACUGCUGCAGGUCGACGAUGACAAGCUGCUGGCCCUCGCCGGAGAGCCCGGAGACAGAAGCCAGUUCGGGGAGUACAUCCGCAAGAACAUCCACCUCUACAGGCUCAGGCAAGCAGCAGCAGCAGCAGCAGCAGCAGCAGCAGCAGCAGCAGCAACAGGUGCAGCAGCGGGAGGGGUAGAGGCGGGAGGGGUAGAGGGGGGAGACGUAGCAGCAGCGACUGGUGAUGCUGCAGCGGGAGUAGAUGCUGCAGAUGUAGCAGUUGCAGCUUUUGUUGCAGCAGUAGCAGCAGCAGCAGCAGCAGCAGCAGCAGCAGGAGUAGCAGUAGCAGUAACAGCAGCAGCAGCAGCAGAUGAUGGUGAUUAUUAG